Molecule: messenger RNA, 2300 nt
Organism: Ruditapes philippinarum (Manila clam)
Lineage: Eukaryota; Metazoa; Mollusca; Bivalvia; Venerida; Veneridae
Product: zinc finger protein 729-like
Exons: 1
Coding region: 72-2084 (670 amino acids)
Biological process (GO): regulation of transcription by RNA polymerase II
Molecular function (GO): DNA-binding transcription factor activity; RNA polymerase II cis-regulatory region sequence-specific DNA binding
Source: RefSeq, a predicted model, not a curated record
GAAAUUGAUCGAAAAGCAAAAAAUUGUAGGGAGUUCGAUAAAGAGGUUCAGGAAAUUGUAUUGAAACAGAAAUGAUGAGCAUUACCGGAGAGGUGAACUUUAGAUGUGAAAUUUGUGAUAAGCUUUUCUCUCAUGGCAGUCAACUUAAAACACAUAUGGCGAUUCACACCAGUGAGAAACAUUUUAGAUGUGAUACAUGUGGUAAAUCAUUUUCUUACCUUAGUAAACUGAAAAAACAUAUCCAUAUUCACACUGCUGAGAAGAAUUAUGAAUGUGAUACUUGUGGCAAAGCAUUUUCAAGUAGCUCUGAUCUUCAAAGGCACAUUGCAAUUCACACUGGUGAGAAGAAAUAUAAAUGUGAUAAUUGUGGCAAAGCAUACUCAAGAAGCGAUUAUCUUCAAACGCACAUUGCAAUUCACACUGGUGAAAAGAAAUUUGCAUGCCAAAUCUGUGAUAAAUCAUUUUCUUGCCUUAGUACCCUGAAAAGACAUAUCCACAUUCACACUGGUGAGAAGAAUUAUAAAUGUGAUAAUUGUGAUAAAGCAUAUUCAAGUAUCUCUAAUCUUCAAAAUCACAUGACAGUUCACACCGGUGAAAAGAAAUUUGCUUGUGAUACAUGUGAUAAAUCAUUUUCUUACCUUAGUAACCUGAAAAGACAUAUCCACAUUCACACUGGUGAGAAGAAUUAUAAAUGUGAUAAUUGUGAUAAAGCAUAUUCAAGUAUCUCUAAUCUUCAAAAUCACAUGACAGUUCACACCGGUGAAAAGAACUUUGCUUGUGAUACAUGUGAUAAAUCAUUUUCUUACCUUAGUAACCUGAAAAGACAUAUCCACAUUCACACUGGUGAGAAGAAUUAUAAAUGUGCUAAUUGUGAUAAAGCAUAUUCAAGUAUCUCUAAACUUCAAAGUCACAUGACAAUUCACACUGGUGUAAAGAACUUUGCAUGCGAAAUAUGUGAUAAAUCAUUUUCCUACCUUAGUAACCUGAAAAGACAUAUCCGCAUUCACACUGGUGAGAGUGAGAAGAAUUAUAAAUGUGCUAAUUGUGAUAAAGCAUAUUCAAACAUCUCUAAUCUUAAAAGUCACAUGACAGUUCACACUGGUGUAAAGAACUUUGCAUGCGAAAUAUGUGAUAAAUCAUUUUCUAACCUUAGUUCCCUGAAAAGACAUAUCCGCAUUCACACUGGUGAGAGUGAGAAGAAUUAUAAAUGUGAUAAUUGUGAUAAAGCAUAUUCAAACAUCUCUAAUCUUCAAAGUCACAUGACAGUUCACACUGGUGUAAAGAACUUUGCAUGCGAAAUCUGUGAUAAAUCAUUUUCUAACCUUAGUUCCCUGAAAAGACAUAUCCGCAUUCACACUGGUGAGAGUGAGAAGAAUUAUAAAUGUGAUAAUUGUGAUAAAGCAUAUUCAAACAUCUCUAAUCUUAAAAGUCACAUGACAAUUCACACUGGUGUAAAGAACUUUGCAUGCGAAAUAUGUGAUAAAUCAUUUUCUAACCUUAGUUCCCUGAAACGACAUAUCCGCAUUCACACUGGUGAGAGUGAGAAGAAUUAUAAAUGUGAUAAUUGUGAUAAAGCAUAUUCAAACAUCUCUAAUCUUCAAAGUCACAUGACAGUUCACACUGGUGUUAAGAACUUUGCAUGCGAAAUAUGUGAUAAAUCAUUUAAUUGUAAAGGUAAUCUUAAAAGGCACCUGUCAAUUCACACCGCUGAAAAGAACUUUGCUUGUGAAAUAUGUGAUAUUUCAUUCAAUAUUAAAGAGAAGCUAAAAAGGCAUAUGGAAAUUCACAGUGGCGAAAAAAAACAUAAAUGUGAAAUUUGUAAUAAAAAAUUUACUCAAAGAAGCAACCUUACAUCUCAUUUAAUAAUCCACAAAGGUGAGAAGAAAUACAAAUGUGAAAUCUGUUCAAAAGCAUUCAUCAGACGAAAUCAAUUCAAGGCGCAUGUUUUAACUCAUGCUGGUCAGAAGUUUCAUAGAUGUGACAUUUGUUUUAGAACAUUUCUCUAUGCAAGCAAGCUGAAAAGACAUAUAAGGACUGCAAAUCACACUGGUGAAAAAAGGAUUACAAUCAUGUGGAAUUUGUAAAAAAAUCAUUUCUUCGAAAACCCCUCCUUAAAAGCCAUUUACGAAUACACACAGGCGAGAAGUAUUUCACAUGUGAAUUCUGUGAUAAGUCAUUCAGAUUUAAAAGUAAUCUAAACAGUCAUUUGAAAAUUCAUACUGGUGAGAAGAACAACGUACUAGUAUGCGGGGUUUGUCAAAAAACCUUUUAUGAAAGUAGUGACCUCAGAAAACAUAUGA